Callithrix jacchus (white-tufted-ear marmoset) is the source of this 18456-nucleotide messenger RNA. The record is from RefSeq and is a predicted model, not a curated record. Lineage: Eukaryota; Metazoa; Chordata; Mammalia; Primates; Cebidae.
CGCGGAGUUUUCCGCCGAGCGGGCUCCUCCUUCCGCCCCGCCCUGACGGCUGCUGCGCCCGCGACUUCCCAGUGCCCCGAGUGCCCCGCGAGUGCGAGAGGGACCCAGCCCCAGGCAGAACCCAGGCGCCGCGCCCGGGACACUCGCGGAGAGAGCGACUCCCUCCCACGUCCCGGUUCGCCCCUAGCGUCCCGGGUCCCCGUUGCCAGGUGAGGAAAAAGGCUCAGAGAGGUCAAUCUGUAUAUCUGGUGUCACACAGCUAACAAGAGGAAGAGCUAGAAUGGAAUCAUUGUCACUGGACUCCAAACCUGUGUACCACCCCGGUGGCCCAGCAGCAGUGAUAGAAGAUGAUAUCAGAGCUGUGUGGGCUGUGGUAAAACUCAUGCAGCAGAAUUGAGAAAUCUCUUGUGACUGUCCUGUGAUGUUUGCGGCUCCUGAUGGGGGAUUGUGGGCUGUGAAAAGAUGGGGGAGCUGGUCUAGAGUGUGAGAGAAAGGGUGAUUGGGGGCGGUGAUUAGAAGGACCUGCCGAGAAUCUAGGGGUAGACAUUGUGAAAGUCAGUGUCAGUGAGGCUCGGGCUGCGUGUCCUGGGUGAGCCGCUCAGCUCCCCCUUCCCAUUGCAAGAUGAGGGAGGGUUGUUUUUUUUUUUUUUUUGAGGGAGGGGUUUAGAGAAGGAGUUCCUGUUGCUUUUUCCUGGCAGAGCUGCUGGAAGAGUUACCUUUUAGACAGUAAAAAAGAGUUACUUUUUAGACAGUGCCACCCUGGUGCUUGAGCCUGAAUGACAUCAGCUCACUUCCAUUGUUGUGCUGGUCCCUCCUAGGCAGACCUUGGGAGAAGCUCCUCUGCUCAGUUGGUGUAACUGGGGGUGGCUUCCCCAUGUGGAAGUGAGCAAAGACCGAGACCUGUGUUCCCUCCCCGCCACCUGCACUUACAAACACAACCCACUGUUUCCCUUUUUGAGAGUGAGUGUGUGUGUGUGUGUGUGUGUGUGUGUGUGUGUGUGUGUACGUCCUUAGGUUCUGUCUAAAUCUGUUCAGGCUGCUGUAAUAAAAUAUCAUAGACCGGGUGGCUUCUAAACAACAGAAACAUACUGCUCACAGUUCAGGAGGCUGGAAGUUGAAAAUGUAGGUGCCAGCAGACUCAGUGUCUGGUGAGGGCCCACUUUCUGGUUCACAAAUAGGCUAGCACCUUCUCCCUGUGUCCCCACAUGGUGGAAAGGGUUGAGCUCUCUGGGCUCUGUUUUAUAAGGGUGUGAAUCCCAUUCACGAGGGCUCCAACCUCAUAACCUUCCAGAGGCCCCACCUCCAAAUGUCAUCAUUUGGAGUUGGGAUCUCAAUAACGAAUUUGAGGGAGAUAGAAGCAUUCAAACUACAGCAGGUCCUGUCUACACUUUGGAGUCAGGACUUCGAUGGGGGCUUUUCCUGUCACUGUCACUGUGUCUGUUACAAGAAAUCUCAGUGUCCUCCAGGACCUGAGUGCCCAUCACAGCCUGGCCUGCAUGGCAGCCACAUAUUAAUGCUGUGUCUCUGUCACCUUCCUCUGCUGCCCACUUUCCACUCCUUAGAAAUUUUGAACUAGACUUGGCAUUUGACCAAGUGUUGGCUCUUCUGUGAGCCUGUUCGGUGUGGCCAGGCCUCCGAGGGGACUCUGCCCACAAAGAGGAGUGGCCCGGCUUGCAGGGAAGCCUGCUGUGGAGUGUGACGGAGAGACCUGUGUGUCAUGCUAUGUGCUCUCAGCCUUCCUCGUAUGGAAAGGGAGUUCCUCCUCACUCGCCCCUGCCCCUUCUCAGCACCAGGGACCUGGUGUGGAAAGGCAGGCGGGGGAGAGAAGAUGGCGCUGUCUGUGCCAUGCUGCAGUGAAGGUCCUGAGAAUGGGCUCCAGUGCCCGCAGGAUUGGAGACUGUGCAGGCCGAGGCCCUGCUUCUGCAGGUCCCUCUCCCAGGCAGGUUUCUUCUCUGAGGGUCUUUCAGAUCCCCCUGCCCUGUGGCCUCCCUCCACUAUCAGUCUUGCCUCUGCUGCCCCCUCUACUCCUGAGCUUGGAGCAGGCCCCCAGACACCCAGGCAUGUGGAGGGGAUGGAAAGAAAAUAGUGCCAAUUUCCUGUUGGUACUUUCUCUAUUGGGAGGCUGGAAAACCCAACACAGCAAUGCCAGUGUGCUCCUCACUCCCAUCCUCCACCCUUCACACUGCCCUGGCCCUCCCCAGUUCUGUGUUUCUCUCCCACCCCUCCCUUCCCCCUUGAGUUAUCAAAUGGCCCAGGGUCUUCUCUUUCUUAUUUUGUUUUGGAGAAACAGGAUAUCAUGAUAUGUUACAUGAUAUAAUGAGGACAAACUUGGAAUUAAACUGUUACUAUCCCCAUUUUACAGAUGGGGAAAACUGAGGUGCAGAAAGGUCAUGUAAACUGUCAAGAUCACAUAGCUGACAGGGAGCAGGACUGGGAUGUGAACCUGGGUAGUCUGGCUUCAGAGUCCAUGUUCUUCUCACCGUCCCCCACUGCCUUUAAUGAAGUACCUGAGAUCAUACAGUGAAACUGGACGUAGAAGGCAGGUAUCCUGAUUCCUCAUUUUAUGCUGUUUCAUCACCAGUGUUUCUAAAGCUCUGUCCUUAAAAUACUAGUUCCUGGGGCCAGUGGACUCUGUGAGGUAGUAUAGUAUCGUGGUAAAGUCCUGGGCUUUGGAGGCCGUCUGCCUGGCUCAGCCAUUCAGUAGCUAUAAUCUUGGGUGAGUUACACAGCUUCGCUGUCCCUCAGUCUUCGUUUCUGUUAUGAGAAGGAUAAUUUUAGUAUUUGUCUCAGGGUUGUUGUAAAGUUCGAUUGCAUGUGAAGCACUUAACACAGUGCCUGGCACAUGAAAAGCAUUCAGUAAAUGGUAACUAUUAUGAUGGCCUAAUUAUAAUUUGAGAAUAGAGUUAAGCAGGCUUCUUUGUUACAGGAUUUAUCAGAGCUUUUAUUACUAUUGCAAAUUGGCAGUUUCCUAGAAAGGGGAUGUGUAGUUGCGGUAUAUAACUAUAUGUAGAAGUCAGCAUUUUCUAAACUUUUUGAGCAAUGAAUCUCUUGCUCUUGUCUGUCUCACUCUCUCCUUAAACUACAUACCUGCUAACUUCACAACUUGCAAGAUAUUAAGCUGGUGUCAGAGAACACAUUCUGGGCAGCACUGAGCUGCACAUCACACUGCUUGCUUCUAGGUGAGGCUGAGCUGGGCCUGGGCAUCCCGGUUAGAUCUGAGCAAGACUUUGGGGGCCGUAGAUGGUAGGUGUUCAGAAGCAAAUGGACUUAAUAGUGCAAAUGAACAGACCUGGAGGAAAGGUUUGCCUGGAGGAAAGGUUUGGAGUGUGUAUGAUCUGGAUACUUGUAGCCGUUCAGCUGUCAUCAGGGUUGACUGUCACAUACCACGUGGGUCCUGCUCUGCAGAAGGCCAAUUGCAUAUUGUGGGAAUGUGAUGUUCUUGCUGAGAGCCUUAGAUUUGUGUGUUCAUUAUGAGGUUCCUUGCCCUGCAGGCCAAACACAUCCUAUUUGAUACUUAAAUGAUCUUAGGAGCCAAUGAAGGAAGAGGUUAUAAAGGAGAAAAUGGACUAACUGGCAAAGCGGGCCAGGCCCCAGAACUCCCUCCAUUCUUUCACUCAAGCUGCGUUUAUAGUGUGCACAUUUAGCCAGACGCUGCGGUAACAGUGGUGAGCAAGGCUGUGGUCUGCAUUUUGGACUUUGGAAAAUAACAUUCACAGAUGGUUGGCAGCAUCAUCACUAGGUAGAGCUCAAUGGUCCUGGAAGAAUCCUGGGGAAGUUGGUUUUCUGGCCGUCUUGUAUUGACAGGGGCCCUCUCAAGCAUUCCAAGCUUGCACUCUUCCUAAUGUGAAUCCGCACCUGAGUCCUUUGCUGGUAUAGAAGCCUGAUUCCAGCUUAGAGUCCCAGCUCUAUUGUAGUUAUAUAAGCACACACACACACAUACACACAUAUUCAUUCUCUCUCUCUCACAAACACACACACACACACACACACACACACACACACACACACGGUCCCUGACUCACACUUUUUCAACUUUAUGAUGGGGUUACAUCACUUUAAGAAGGGCUUAUCAGGAUAUAACCAGCUCCUCCACUUACGAUGGGGUUACAAUGAGGCUGUGGUUUUAAUUGAGUAUGUGCCACUCUUACACCAUCGCAAAGUUGAAAAAUGGUUAAGUAAAACCAUCAUAAGUUGGGGCUGCUGUGUUGCCAGCAUGAAAUGCAUUUUCAACUCAUGAGGAGUUUAUUGGGAUGUAACCCCACCCUCAGUCAAGGAGCAUCUGUAUGUAUUUAUAUUAAAGUUCCUAAUAUUUAGAAAUAUGAACAGUUACAUGUGAAAUAAUAUAUGAUGUCUGGGAUUUGCUUAAAAACAAUACAGGGGAGUGAGUGGGUUGUGGGAUGAAUCAAGAUGGGUCUUAAGUUGAUAAUUGUUGAAGCUGAGGGAUGAUGGUUUAUUAAAUUGUUCUGUUUUGUAUAUGUGCUCCAUAACAAAAUGUUGUGAAAAAAGUCGACCAUUAUUAAUCAGUGCCUCUGUGGUUAAUGGAUAGAUUAAUAUUGUGGCUCACUCCAUGGAAUUCCACAGCCACAGUUAGGUACAUGGUCUGCUGGUGCCAGCUCCUGCCACUGAAGGGGUAUGUGGGGCAGAGUUUGGGCUCUGUCUGCUUUUCCUCAUCAUCAUAGCUAUGAGGAACUGUGAGCUGAUGCACGGAGGGUUUCUGGAACCUCUGGCCAUGAGGAAUGGCCUUGGAAGACUCUUUUUAAAAGCAUGCUUAUUGCACUGUCUCCUUUUGCCCUUGGAGGAGGGGUCUUCAAGUAGGUGGCCAAGGGAAGGACCCACUGGAACCACCAGUGAAGCCAGUCCAGCUUGGAUGGAAGCAGCACACAUUUUGCGAUGCAGCACUAUGAGGGGUGUCAGGUGUUGUCAUCAGCUGCCAGCAGGCCAAGCUCUAUCACAGACCCUCUCUGCCACACGUGUGUGAUUUGAGCAAGCUAUGUCCCUAGUGUAUUUUAGCCACAAAACCGAGGGAGUUAGAACAUGAUCCCUUCCAAUGUGGACAUUUUGUGAGUCUGUAAGUCUAGGAUUUGGGGUGAAAGCUGAAAGAGGCCCCCUUCAGAAAUCCUAAGAUCCCAGAGGAAGGAAGGACUUCAAAAAGGGAUGCCCCUGGUUUUGCCUAUGGGACAAGUGAGUUCUGGAAAGGAGGCCUCAGGUCACUGGCUGAGAUCCUUAGAACAGGGCUACCGUAGUAGAUGUUUCUGCCUUGUCUUGGACCUUCCAACUUGAGUUCUGGGCUCCAGGCUCUUGUUGGCACCUUGCUGUGGGCUGUCGCCUCCCUCUCUCCUGCCCAGUGACCUGGGACGCAUAAGUGCCCAGCUGCUCACAUGGCAGUGUGUGGAGGUUGUGAGCCACUCAGACCAGCUCAGUCUCCAUUUCCCCAGUGUAUGCCAGGAGGGGCAUCAGGUCAGAAUGUGAACUGAGAAGGAAAACUCCAAGCAAAACUCUCAGUACUUCACCCUCGGCCAGAUGUGUGGUUUUUUUCCCCCACACUGACCAAUUCUCUGACGCCAACUGGGUGUCUGUAGUGCAGCUCAAUUCUGACCCUAACUGGGGUCACUCACCGCAGACCUGGUAGGUUAAAGGGCUCAGUCCCACAAGACUGCCAGAUAUGUAUUUCUUAUAUCACGUUAUCACAUGAGCCAUUACUUAACCAGAGCUGAGCUUUCUGCUGAAGAGUUUGCAGAUGCAUCAGUUUCUUUCCUCUUUAAAAAAGUUGUACAUAUAUGGGGGGUGGAGGAGAAGGGGAGGGAGAGCAUUAGGACAAAUACCUAAUGCAUGCAGGGUUCAAAACCUAGAUAACAGGUUGGUAGGUGCAGUAAACUACCAUGGCACAUGUAUACCUGUGUAACAAACAUGCAUGUUCUGCACAUGUAUACCAGAAAUUAAAGCAAAAAAAAAUUAUACAUAUAUCUGAGCAUAUAUAAGCUAAACACAUAUGCAUAUACAUUUAUGUUUUAUGUAAAUCUAUAUAUACACAUGUAUUAUACAUUUCUGUGUGUGUAUUUAUGUGUCUUGAACUAUUCGUCGGAAACUGGUUGGUGAUGACCUUUGUGUACAAGGAUAGAGGGAAGAAUGACUUUUCAUUUUGUAUGUUUCUGUUCCAUUUGAAUUUCCCUACAGUGUGCUUGUAUUCCUUUUAUUUUUUUAAUAAAAUUUAGUUUUUAGAGCAGUUAUAGAUUUACAGCAAAAUUAAGUGGAAACUGCAGAGUUUCCCUGUUCCCCCUCCCCCCCACACGCACCCCCACUACAGUGGUUAUAUUGUUACAACCAGUGAAGCAACAUUGACAUGUCACUACCACCCCAAGUUCAUAGCUUACAUUAGGGUUCACUCUCGGUGUUGAAUUAUCUCUGGGUUUUGGCUAAUGUGUAAUGACAUGUAUCCAUCAUUACAGUACCACACAGAAUACUUUUACUGCCCUACAAUUCCAUGCUCCACCUGUUAAUUCUUUCCUCCUCCAACCUCUGGCAACUACUCAUCUUUUUGCUGUCACCAUAGUGAGACCUCAGUCACGUUGGCAUCACCACCCGAGACAUUGAUCAUGUCGGUGUCCCUGUUUGGGUACCAGCUGUGAUGAGUAUCAUGUUGGGGUCACCACCUAAGACCUUGAUCAUGACUUGUGAAGGUCUGUCCUGCAGACCCUGAUUCAGCAACAGAUGAAUGAAAUACACUCAUACACACCAGAGUACAGUAUGAGUCGAGUGGGCUAGGGAUGGUCAUCAACUACUUUCAGAGGGUGAUUGCUGCUAAUCAGCCACAACUCCCUGUCCUUUCUUGCAUUUAUUCAGUAUACAUUUAAUAACAGAGGUUCUAAGUCAACAUACUUGUGGAUAAUUAACAUGGUUAAAAGAGUGGUUUUAUGAAUGAUGAAAGGUCUUGGUUCCUGGGCCCAGAAUAAACACCAUUAAUGGGUAAUUUCCUUUAUUUCCCUUUGACAUCCCCCUGAGAUGGUCCCUGAGAGGACCAUCCAGCAUAAAGUUUACAUGAGCAAACAAAUUAGUGUAGGGAAAAAGGAAUGUGGGGUAAACACACUUACCUGGGGAAGCUUUUAUUAUUCUAACCUUUACCCUGUGACUUAAAGUUCUAACGUAAGAACUGGCUACCUUCAGCCUGUUCCAUUAAAACCUUUUGGCCUUCCAAAAAGUUUGAGAUUAUAAUCUUAUAACUUCCCUAAUAUUUUGCCAACCACCCCGAGUGAAUCCCAACACCAUAGUUUUGCUUCCUCCAGAACAUCAGAGAUAAAAUCAUAUAGUGUGUAACUUUUUCAGAUUGGCAUAUUUCACUUUGUCAUAUGCAUUUAAUAUGCAUUUAUCCAUGUCUUUUCAUGGCUUGAUAGCUCAUUUCUUUUUAGCACUGAAUAAUAUUCCAUUGUCUGGAUGUACCAGUUUAUCAGGUACCUAGUAAAGGACAUCUUAGGUGCUUCCAAAUUGUUGACAAUUUUGAAUAACACUACUGUAAAUAUCCGUAAGCCAGUUUUGUGUGUGGGCAGGUUUUCAACUCAUUUGGGUAAAAACCAAGAGCAUGAUUGCUGGAUCAUUGGUAAAACUAUCUUUCGUUUUCUAAGAAACUGCCAAACUGUCUUUCAAAGUGGCUGUACCAUUCUACAUUCCCACCAGUGAUGAAUGAAAGUUCCCAUUGCUCUGUAUCCUCACCAGCAUUUGGUGUUAUCAGUGUUUUGGAUUUUGGCCAUUCUAAUAGGUGUACAGUGGUAUCUCAUUGUUUUCAUUUGCAGUGUAUUAAUGACAUGUUGAUCAUCUUUUCAUAUGCUUAUUUGCCACCUGUAUAUUUGUUUGGUGAAGUGCCUGUUCAGGUCUUUUGCCUAUUUUUUUAAGUCAUAAGGUUUUCUUGUUGAGAUUUGAGAGUUCUUUGUGUUUUGGAUAAUAGUCCCUUUAUCAGAUCUUUUGCAAUUAUUUUCUCCCAUUCUAUGGCUUGUUUUUUCUUCCUUUCAUUUUAUUUAUUCAUUUUUUAUUUUUUUGAGAUAGGAUUUUACUCCCAUCACCCAGGCUGCAGUGCAAUGGUGUUAUCUGGACUCACUGCAACCUCCCCCUCCCAGGCUCAAACGAUUCUCCUGCUUCAGCCUCCUGAGUAGCUGAGACCACAGUCACAUGCCAUGAUGCCUGGCUAAUAUUUUUGUAUUUUAUUUUUGUAAAGACAAGGUCUCAUUAUGUUGCCCAAGCUGCUCUCAACUCCUGAGCUCAAAUGAUCUGCCUGCUUCAGCCUCCCAAAGUGCUGGGAUUAUAGACAUGAGCCACUGCACCCUGCCUCAUCUUUUCAUUUUAAAGAAUAUAUCAGCAGGGAUUAUUGGAGCUGCAUGGUUUAAACUAUUGUCUUAGCUCAUUUUGUGCUGCUCUAACAAAAUAUCACAGACUGAGUAAUUGAUGAGCAACAGAAGCUUAUUUAGCUCACAGUUCUCAAGGCUGGGAAGAUUGUGAGGCUGUGUCUGGCAGGGGCCUUCUUGUGCUUCGUAACAUGGCAGAGGAUAUCACAUGGGUGAGAGAGAACAAGAGUGAAAGAGAGAGCAUGUUAUACUUUUGUAACAAACCACUGGUGGUCAGGAGCCCACUUCCUCCAUAACACAUUAAUCCAUUCAUGAGGCAGAGCUUCUUAAAGGUCCCACCUCUCAGAACUGUUGUAUCAACCAUUAAGCUCACAGCACAUGAACUUUGGGGAACACAUUGAAACCAUAGCAACAAUAUAUUUAAACUUCAUGGAUGCAACCUUAUGGAGAAAGUAUUUUUUAAAAUAAAUAAAUAAAUUUGUGUGUGUGUGUGUGUGUGUGUGCGUGUGUGUGUGAAAACAGGUUAAAGAUCUAAUGUUAAAAACAACUAAUACAAAAAUAUUCUUUCCACCAGGCUGGGGACAGUCAGUGGAAAACCACCCCACGAAAGCAUCUGCUCUAGUCCAGGCCUGAUUCAUUUGCUGCUAGGCCCUGAGGGGCAGGGGGUGUCACUGCUGUGUGACUUCUGGCCCAAGAUGAUGUUUCCAGGCCUUUGCCUCUCAGCGUUAGCCUGGUAUAGCCUCUGUUCCCAAAUGAGCCCUGUGCUGUCCCUCUGGGGAGGACAGUCCAGAGUCCCAGGCAUGGCACUGACACCAGCCACCUCUCCUUUCCCUCUGUGUCCCUGAAGUCAGGGAGGACACCAGCAAAUGCAUGGCGUAGCCUUGCUGGUGGCUGGAGCCCAUAUCUCUACCUCGCAUUGUUGGGUAGAGACACAGCAAGGCUUCCCUUUGUGGUAGGGGAUGGCUGAGUGGGGGCAGUGAGACUCUUCUUGCUCUGGCAGUUUUGCCUCCUGUCCCAAUGUAGCAUUUCUAGAUUCUUGUUAGGGGACUCCAGCCAGUGCCCUUUUAGAGCUGUGAAAUUGAAUGGUACACUUACAUAUACAUAACACAGCUUUAGGGAACAGGCCCUUUUGCAGUCCCUGAGAAGCACCCCCAGAUAGCUGCUCUGUGCUUUCGGCAUCCACCGAAUGCUUUGAGACUGGCUUCUGGUGCAGUGCUGUCAUGCCAGACUCCUGUCGACUUUAGUAGGGAUGGCACCAUGUUUGAGAGGCCCAGAGCCAGUGAACAAGGCAUAGGGCUUAUUGAGGGCACUCACAUACUGGGCGGUCCAGGGGCGACAGGCUGGAUGGAAGGAUCACUGCUGACUGUAAAAAGCAUUUCGUUUGGCGUUUUCAUUUAGCAGCCUCCUUCCUAACCACCUCCACCUGGCAACCUUCAUUUAAUGCAGAACAAAGAAUCUUGAUUUCCUGUAUGGUCUGCAUUCCAUGGAAUGGCUUAGGGGUUCAGAUGUUCCUUAUAGAUAAGGAAUGGGUCUCCAGGUUGGCCACAGUUCCUUAGCUCAAAACUCUGAUCACACAUCCUUCUUAGACUGUAGAGUCGUUCUGGGUAUGCUUAAGUUAAGUGAUUGUGGUCAGGUACAUCUGCCAUGUAACUGCAGGUGGUGGGGGGAUGCCUACGUAUAGUGCCUGUCCCUAGAGCUUACUAUUGUGAAGAAGAGUGUAUUAGUUCAUUCUCACACCACUAUAAAGAAAUCUAUGAAACUGGGUAAUUAUAAAGAAAAGAGGUUGAAUUGGCUCACAGUUCUACAGGCUGGGCCUAUCCCAGGUUGAAGCACCCAGAAUAUGGGAGCCAAGGGACCAGCAUUUUUAGCGAGCUCUUCAGGUAAGAGAAAACAUGAUGCUGGCAUAUGCUUGGGGAGGCUUCAGGAAACUUACAGUUAUGCAGCAGGCAGGUCUUACCUGGCUGGAGCAGGAGGAAGAGAGGCGCAGGAAGGAGGUGCUACACACUUUUAAACAAGCAGAUCUCACCAGAACUCUCAUGAGAACAGCACCAAAGGGGGAAAUCCACCCCCAUGAUUCUGUCACCUCCUACCCGGCCCACCCUCCAAUGCUGGGGAUGGCAAUCUGAUUGUAUUGUAAUUAUAGCCUACAAUUUGGGCAGGGAUACAAAUCCAACCAUAUCAAAGAGUGAGAUCGAUAAGCUAGAAAGUGUCUUAAAGAAACACCUUAAAGAAAAGGGUGUUUCCUAGAGUGUGGACCACAGAACCAGUUACAUCAGCAUUACUGGGAUUGGGGGGUAUGUAUGCUUGUUUGCACUUCAGACUCCUGGGCCUAUCCUAGGUUUAGAAUAUGGGGGCCGGCACUAGCAUUGUUAGCGAGUUCUCCAGGUGAUUCUCAUGUGUGAUGAGGCAGUGUAGCCUGAAGUCGGGCAGCAGCAGCAUCACCGGGGAGCCGUUGGAAACGCAGCUUCUUGGGCCCUGCCCCAGAGACACUGAUUCAGAGGCUCCGGAGGUGGGGCCCAGAAAUCUGGGUUUUAGCAAGUCCUAUAGGUGACUGUUUUCCAGAAGCACCGAUAUAACUGGAGAGGGCCGCAGCUGGAUGAAAUCAGGUGCACAGCUGCAGCUGGAUGGUCGCAGUGAGGAUGGAAGGGCAGUGUUUGUGCCGCAGUCUACCCUAAGAGGCAGGACCAGAGGCCAAAAGUUCCCCAGAGACAGGUUUCUAAGAAUUGAAGCAAUCCCUAAGGGGGCUGGCUGCCUGCGGUGUGCAGGAGGCCCUCUCCAGUGAGUCCCUGUGUCAGAGGGCCAUGAUCAGAAGCAGGCGUAGAGCCAGGGACCUGCCCUGGCCGUCAGAAUUGCACCAGCAGUGUGAAGCAUGCCCCUUGCUCCACGCAAGGAAAGAAGGAGAGAGGCAGUUGUCAGUGCAGAAGGUGUGAUUCUCAUGGAUGCCAGAGAGAGAGAGCAGAUCUGCUGGAUUAUAUAUAGUUCACUGUGUUGCCUCUGUCCUGGAGAGUAGGGGUUGGACAGGUUAAGGAAGGGGACAUGAGGGCCUUAGAAGUCCUGCCAAGCCCAGAUAUGGCAGCCCUGGGGUGCCAGGAACGACUCCUCCAAGGACAGCCCCUUGUGGUGGCUUUUUCGAAAAACUGCAGAGGCCAAAGUUACCAGAAGACUGGACCAUGAACAGAUUUCUUAAUUUUCAAAGAAAAGGAGGAGAAGAAUGCUGCUUCUGUGAGUCAGAGAGCUAUGUGCUGAUCCUGCAGCCUCUAGCCUGUUAGAACAUGGACAGCUGGCAGGGAGACUGGUCAGUACUGGGAGCCUCUAUCUACCUGAAGGUCACCCCAGGCUACUGGACUACAUGGUGCUUUUCUCCUGGGGUAAUUAGGCAGGUAAACAGGCCCUCUUUAGAGAGGUGUGCUAGAACACUCACUUGUGCAUGUGUACUGGGUGGCGGAAGAGUGAGUUGGGAGAGAGCUGGUUAAAUGCCUGCAUCCACAUGGCACUUAGUGUUUGAUGUUGAACUGGGGAGUUCUGAGUGUGACAGUUCUGCAGUGUCCCUCGUUGGCCCUUUUGUUGUGGUUACUUGGCAGAGCACAAAUGCCAUGCUUAUUGCAUAUGUGGAUGUAAAACAAAGCUGAGAGAGGGGAAAAAUGUUUGAUGUUGGGCAGAAUCCCAGAAGGUCUCGGCAGACUGGAGCAAUGGCGGAACCCAAGGGAGAAAUUUCACAGGAACCCGCAUGAUGUCUCCAUGGCCUGGGAAACCAUGUGUACCAGUUCAGGGAGGUGGGGAGUAGCAUCCACUGGAGGGAGAUGACAGCCUUGCCCUGUGCUCUGCAGACCAUACCUGGGGUAUUUGGUUCUGAGAAAAACCCAAAGAGAGAAGAGUAGGGAGCAGGCCAGGUGUGGUGGCUCACACCUGUAAUCCCAACACUUUCGGAGGCUGAGGCAGGCAAAGCACCUGAGGUCAGGAGUUCAAGACCAGUCUGGCCAUCAUGAUGAAACCCUGUCUUUACUAAAAAAUACAAAAAUCAGCCCAGUGUGGUGGCAGGUGCCUGUAGUCCCAGCUACUUGGGCGGCUGCAGCAGGAGAAUUGCUUGCACCCAGGAGGUGGAGGUUGCAGUGAGCCAAGAUUGCACCACUGCACUCCAGCCUGGGCGACACAGUGAAACUCCAUCCCCCAAAAAAUAGAGUGGGGAGCAGACUUGAAGCUAUUUCAGGCAGAGAAUGGUAGGGAAAAUGAGGCUAUUCUAAGAAGGGAGGACUAGAAGUGUGUCUUGAGUAGAGGGAAAGACCUGGGGUGCAGGACUGCAGCUCGCAGUGGGGUCAACCUGCCUUGUGGGACCCUGCAGGGCAGAGCUCCUAGCCAGGAGGUGGAUUUUGACUCCUGCUGGGAACUCCCUUAAAAGCCACCCCAGGAAUGAGCCCCAUGAGCGCCGGCAAGGCUGGCCUGCGGGCCCUCUAGGUCUGCCUGGAACUGAAUGGACCCUGUGUGUGUUCUUUUAGUCUUGGAAGAGCAUCCAGGACUUUGGGGGCCAGAGGAGUGGCCUCAAGUGAGCUCAGAAGUCCACACCUGAAUUGGGCCUUUUUAAAAAGUUGUUUUUUAAUGGGCAAUACAUGUAUGUGGCAGAAAGGCAGAGGGCACAGAUCUAAACUGGGAGCCUCAUUUUCUAGCCCCAACUUUCCUCUCCAGAGACAGCUAGUGGUAGCUAGUUUCUUGUGUGUCAUUUACUAGGAUGUGUGUGCAGAUAUACACAUAGGAACCACUUAGUUUGUAUGUUUCUGAGUUUUUUAUUAGCUUAGGACAUGUACAGUAGUGUACCUUGAUUGAUAAUGGUGGUAUCUUUCCAUAUACAGAGCUGGCUAAUUUCAGAAAUAGCUACAGAGUAUGUUGGAUCUGUUGUGGUUUAUUUAACCAGCCUCAUUGGUGGAAGUUCAGGAGUUGUUACAGAUAAUGUUGUAGUAAAAUUCAUGUCUGUAUGACAUUUCACACAGUUGUGUGUCUGGGAAAGACACUUCUAGAAGUAGAGUUGCUGGGUCAAAAGGUGUGUCAUUUUAAAUUUUGACAUCUCUGUAUUUUUUUAUUUUUUAUUUUUUUUUGAGAUGGAGUCUCACUGUGUCACCCAGGCUGGAGUGCAGUGAUGCAAUCUUGGCUCACUGCAACCUCUGCCUCCCAGGUUCCAGCCAUUCUCCUGCCUCAGCCUCCUGAGUAGCUGGGAUUACAGGCACCUGCCGCAGCACCCAGCGAAUUUUGGUAUUUUUAGUAGAGACAGGGUUUCACCUGUUGGCCCAGCUGGUCUUGAACUCCUAACCUCAGGUGAUCCACCCACCUUCUCCUAAAGUGCUGGGAUUACAGGCAUGAGCCACUGUGCCUGUGUAUAUUUAAUUGGUGAUUCCUUUACACGUUGGUGAGGGUGAACAUCUUCAGCUCCUUUUCUAUAACUGCCAGAUCUGUUCACAUCAUUUGACAGUUUCUCUAGUGGUUAUUGAUCUUUUUCUUAUUAUAUUAAUACAACUUUUUCCCUAAGUUUUCUUUAAUCUUUAUUUUUUUAAAUUUGUUUCUUAUUAUGCUGAAAUUUUAUUUUAGGCCUUUGGUUCUUGGGGCUACUUCUUUCAUUGAAAUCUUUGGCCUGGCUGGAAUUUACUUGGUGUAAGGAACAGGGUGGUAUCCAGCUUUUGUUUCUUGGGUUUUUUCCCUGGCCUGGCUGUGGAUGGGGCUUUUGGCUUCAUUCCUCUGGGAGUAGGCCAGGAGUGGAGAGUGUCUUUGGUGCUUAGAGGUCCUGCCUAGGGGAGUCUCCAGGGAGGAAGGUGGUAGAGACACCAUCCUGGCUUUCCCUGCUCACCUGUGGGGCAGUUCCUCCUGAAGGUUCCUAGCCCACCGGCCAUUCACAUCUGCCAGGUUGCCUCCCCACCAGUGAGGUCUGAGGGUUUGGCAGAGUCUGGGCAGAAGGGUCAGGCUGGGGCCAGGAUGGGGAGGGCUUUUUACUGACAGCCAGCUCACCCAGCCAUAGGGACAUGAGUCACACCCUCUCUGAAGGUGAUGCCACCAGGGACUUUAUCCACCUCAUCCAGAACAGAGUUUAGGGGCUCCAAGAGACUGAAAGCUGUGCACGGACUCGGUCCUUGGUCCACACUACAGGGAGCCAAUUCCAGCUCUCUCCAAAGCCAUAGUGCUUUGCCUACAGUCACCUCUGAACCCACUGACCCAAACAAAUGACCAUACCCAUAGGGCUGAAAACCAAGCCCACUCUGUGGGGACCAGUGGCACCUUAAGGAAGUUCUUUAGCUUCCUGAAAAACAGCAUGUAGGCUGGGUGCAGUGGCUCAUACCUGCAAUCCCAGCACUGUACGAGGCCAAGGUGGGCAGAUCACUUGAGGCCAGGAAUUCAGACCAGUCUGGCCAACAUGGUGAAACCUCAUCUCUAGUAAAAAUACAAAAAUUAGCCAGGCAUGGUUGUGCCCACCUGUCAUUCCAGCUACUCAGAAGGCUGAAGCAUGAGAAUUGCUUGAACCCAGGAGGCGGAGGUUAUAGUGAGCUGAGAUCAUACCACUGCACUCCAUCCUGGGUGAUAGAGUGAGACCCUGUCUAAAAAAUAAAAAUAGACCAGGUGCAGUGGCUCAUGCCUAUAAUCUUAACACUUUGGGAGGCUGAGAGGCAGGCAAAUCACCUGAAGUCAGGAGUUUGAGACCAGCCUGGCCAACAUGGUAAAAAUCUGUCUCUACUAAAAAUACAAAAAUUAGCCAGGCAUGGUGGCAGGCACCUGUAAUCUCAGCUACUUGGGAAGCUGAGGCAGGAGAAUCACUUGAACCCAGGAAGCAGAGAUUGCAGCAAGCCAUUGCACUCCAGCCUAGGUUAUAGAGUGAGGCCCUGUCUCAAAAAAAUAAAAAAUAAAAUAAAAUAAAAUAAAAUAAAAACCAGCAUGUACCAGCCUGGCCAACAUAAUAAACUCUUGCCCCCUGCCCCCCCCCAAAAUUAGCAGGGUAUGGUGGCACAUGUCCUUAGGAGGCUAAGGCAGAAGGAUUACCUGAGCCCAGGAGGUCAAGGCUGCAGUGAGCCAUGACUGUGCCACUGCACUCCAGCCUGGGUGACAGAGUGAGACCCUGUCUCAAAAUAAACAAAAUCUAACAUGCCCAGUUUUAAAGGUAAAUAUGAGGUGCAGCUAGAAUCUUGUAGUUGGAUAGCAUGGCCAGAACAAUGGUCUUCAAAGUGGGUUCCCUGGACCAGUAACAUCACCUGGAAACUUGUUCAGAAUGCAAAUGCUGGCUCUGUUUUAAUAAUCCCAUCAGGUGAUUGUGAUGUGCACUGCAGCAUGAGACCCAGUGUGUCAAAAGAAACCGCUCACCCAAGACGAGCAGGUGUGAUUGUUGAGGGAGCCUCAGGUUUCCUCACAUGCCCGCCUGUCAUUUGCCAUUGGGUGUCUCUGCGAACUGCAAGAGCAGGCAGGUUGCACAAUGUGGCUGUUGUCACAGCAGAUCUGUGUCCCUCCUCACAGUUUAGCUGGCAUGGGGCAUUGCCAAGGGAUCUGUGUUCAGAGAGACUCCACGAGAGCAGGUGUCUCACCUGGCACCUGUCCAGGCCUCUCUUCUUCCUUUACUGACAGAUCUGUAAAUCACUUUCUUGCUUUACUGACAGAUCUGCAAAUCACUUACUUCUGCAGCGUCCGCUGCAGAAACAGGGUGGUGGUGCCUCAUUUUCCCUGGUUCUCCACCCUGCAUCAGAUGAACCUCCUGAGGGCUCUUGCUUCUAGGAAUGAAGCUUCCAUACCUUACCAGCUUCCCUUGCCCGAUGAACCAAAGGUUGGAAACUGAAGGAAGACGGAAGCCUCUGGCUUCCCCUGUUGCUGGAGGGAUGGCAAUAAGGACACAGGAAGAUAAUAGACAGACCCGGAGCCCUGAGGAUGAGGCAGUGUGCCUCUAGCUCUGAGAGCAGGCCCAGAGACGCACUGCACCCUCAUCAGCAGAGGCAGGAGCAAAGCUUCAGUGAGAGGGGCUUUCAAGGAAACAGUCUCCUGGGCAGUGAAUUCUGUCACUGUGGGUGGGGGGCCAGGGGUGUGGCCCUGGCCCAGAAGUCAGGCAGUAUGCUGGUGGGUACUGUUCCCAGCUGGAGGCGCCAGCAGUAGACAGUGAACUGCUGCCAACAAGCAGGGCAGAUGCAGCCGCUUCUCCUGCUGGGUCCUGGUUGUAGUGGUGGCUGCUCCCUUGAGAAAAUGGCUCCCACAGGCCUGCAGGGGCUCUUAGGCAGAGCCUGAAUAUGCUUUCCUCUUCUCUUCCAGAUCUUACCAUGAGCUACCCGGGCUAUCCCCCGCCCCCAGGCGGCUACCCCCAAGCUGCACCAGACAUAUAAUAGCAAACAGCCAAACCCCUUCCCAUCAAUGCCUUCAUGUUACUAAAAUCUCAGAGCUCCCCGUGGUCACCUCUGUCAUGGCUCAGCCUGGUGUCCCACAACAGUCUGUCCUUGUGUGUCCUCUGGCUCCAAGAUGGUGAACUUGGGAGGGCAGAGCCUGCGGGGCAGUUCAGCCCGGACUACCUCUUGGGAAUGGCGGCCAACAUGUCUGGGACAUUUGGAGGAGCCAACAUGCCCAAUCUAUACCCUGGGGCCCCUGGAGCUGGCUAUCCAACAGUGCCUUCUGGGGGCUUCGGGCAACCCCCUCCUGCCCAGCAGCCUGUUCCUGUCUAUGAGAUGUAUCCAUCCCUAGGAGGAAACCCACCCUCCGGGAUGCCCUCAUAUCCGCCAUACCCAGGGGCCCCAGUGCCGGGCCAGCCCAUGCCACCCCCUGGAGAGCAGCCCCCAGGGGCCUACACUGGGCAGCCACCAGCGACCUAUCCCCGUCAGCCUCCAAUGCCACUCCCUGGGCAGCAGCAGCAGCAGCCAGUGCCAAGCUACCCAGGAUACCCAGGGUCUGGGACCAUCACCCCCGCUGUGCCCCCAACCCAGUUUGGAAACCGAGGCACCAUCACCGAUGCUCCUGGCUUUGAUCCCCUGCGAGAUGCCGAGGUGCUGCGGAAGGCCAUGAAAGGCUUCGGCACGAAUGAGAAGGCCAUCAUGUCGAUGGGGAGUCGCUCCAACAAGCAACGGCAGCAGAUCAUCCUGUCCUUCAAGACGGCUUAUGGCAAGGAUUUGAUCAAAGAUCUGAAAUCUGAACCAUGAGGAAACUUUGAGAAGACAAUCUUGGCUCUGAUGAAGACCCCAGUCGUUUUUGACGUUUAUGAGAUAAAGGAAGCCAUCAAGGGGGUCGGCACUGAUGAAGCCUGCCUGAUUGAGAUCCUUGCUUCCCGCAGCAACGAGCACAUCCGGGAAUUAAACAGAGCCUACAAAGCAGAAUUCAAAAAGACACUGGAAGAGGCCAUUCAAAGUGACAUGUCAGGGUACUUCCGGCGGCUCCUCAUCUCUCUCUCUCAGGGAAACCGUGAUGAAAGCACAAACGUGGACAUGACCCUGGUCCAGAGAGAUGCCCAGGAGCUGUAUGCGGCUGGGGAGAACCGCCUGGGAACAGAUGAGUCCAAAUUCAGUGCAGUACUCUCCCGGAGCCGGGCCCACCUGGUGGCAGUUUUCAAUGAGUACCAGAGAAUGACAGGCCAGGACAUUGAGAAGAGCAUCUUCCGGGAGAUGUCCGGGGACCUGGAGUAGGGCAUACUGGCCGUGGUGAAAUGUCUCAAGAAUACCCCAGCCUUCUUUGCGGAGAGGCUUAACAAGGCCAUGAGGGGGGCAGGAACAAAGGACAUUCGCAUCAUGGUGUCUCACAGCGAGACCAACCUCCUGGACAUCAGAUCGGAGUAUAAGCGGAUGUAUGGCAAGUCGCUGUACCACGACAUCUCGGGAGAUACUUCAGGGGAUUACCGGAAGAUUCUGCUGAAGAUCUGUGGUGGCAAUGACUGAACAGUGACUGGUGGCUCACUUCUGCCCAUGUGCCGGCAACAGCGGUGCCAGGAAAAGGCCAAAAGAAUGUCUGUUUCUAACAAAUCCACAAAUAGCCCUGAGAUGCACCAUCCUAGAGCCCAGGCCUGUCCUCCACCCCCUCACCCAUAUGUUGUGCCACAGGACCUGGGUCGGUCUAGAACUCUCUCAGGAUGCCUUUUCUACCCCAUCCCUCACAGCCUCUUGCUGCUGAAGUAGACGUUUCAUUUUUCUGACUCAUGCAA